AAUUAAAACUGACAGAUUCUUUUCGGAUGUGAAAAUUGUGAAGACACACUGUGACUGACUGCGAGACAAGCGUCCAAGAUGGGUAAACCACGUGGUCUUCGUACGGCGCGAAAACAUGUGAACCACAGACGCGAACAACGAUGGAAUGAUAAAGAUUACAAGAAAGCGCAUUUGGGAACAAGAUGGAAGGCUAAUCCUUUUGGCGGAGCCUCCCAUGCCAAAGGCAUUGUUUUAGAAAAAGUGGGAGUAGAGGCCAAGCAGCCAAACUCUGCUAUUCGCAAGUGUGUUAGGGUACAAUUGAUAAAAAAUGGAAAGAAAAUUACGGCAUUUGUACCAAGAGACGGUUGUCUCAACAACAUUGAAGAGAACGACGAAGUAUUAGUGGCGGGAUUUGGUAGAAAAGGUCACGCCGUAGGAGAUAUUCCAGGAGUGCGAUUUAAAGUAGUGAAAGUGGCAAAUGUUUCUUUACUCGCUUUGUACAAAGAAAAGAAAGAACGACCUAGGUCGUAAAUCAGUCUUAUAAAUGAUAUAUUGACGAAUAAACAAAGCUUGUUACAAAAUGUGUCAAUAAAAGCUGCUCUUCCAUUUUA
This is a messenger RNA of Pseudomyrmex gracilis, 590 nucleotides long. RefSeq names its product 40S ribosomal protein S23 (gene RpS23). Gene Ontology annotation, cellular component: cytosolic small ribosomal subunit; ribosome. Gene Ontology annotation, molecular function: structural constituent of ribosome. The transcript is spliced from 3 exons. The record is from RefSeq and is a predicted model, not a curated record. Gene Ontology annotation, biological process: translation. Bases 79 to 510 code for a protein of 143 amino acids. NCBI's taxonomy places the organism in Eukaryota, Metazoa, Arthropoda, Insecta, Hymenoptera, Formicidae.